AUGAAGACUUCAACAAAGGCUCGCACCUCGGUCCGCUACAGCACAUACAGCGUCACACCAUCCGUCACCCCGACCUUUGCCACCACCGACUCAGCCCAGGCUGAGUUCCGCGACAUCGCCUGCGGCCUCGAUCGCAUGGAGAACAAGGCCCUCUCCUCUCAACGCGUCGCUCUCGAUGAGGAAAAGACGGACAACCUACGCAAGCUCGCCCUCGGUGCCAAGCUCGAGCGUGCCCUCGACCGCCGCAUGAGCUCUCAGGACGCCGUCAUGCGACCGCGUCCCAAGAAGCCCGUCAUCUCAGAAAAGCAGCAGCUUGUCGAAAAGGUUGCCUAA
This is a messenger RNA of Cordyceps fumosorosea ARSEF 2679, 333 nucleotides long. RefSeq lists its product as hypothetical. The transcript has a single exon. NCBI's taxonomy places the organism in Eukaryota, Fungi, Ascomycota, Sordariomycetes, Hypocreales, Cordycipitaceae. Bases 1 to 333 code for a protein of 110 amino acids. The record is from RefSeq and is a predicted model, not a curated record.